Messenger RNA from Macadamia integrifolia, 848 nucleotides. RefSeq names its product DNA-binding protein DDB_G0278111-like. Lineage: Eukaryota; Viridiplantae; Streptophyta; Magnoliopsida; Proteales; Proteaceae. Gene Ontology annotation, cellular component: cytosol; nucleus. The transcript has 7 exons. The record is from RefSeq and is a predicted model, not a curated record. Gene Ontology annotation, molecular function: DNA binding. The coding region runs from base 148 to 534 and encodes 128 amino acids.
CAGUUUUCAGUCUGCACUCCGCGUUGUUUGGACAAUUCCGAACAUUUUUCCUUCGAGAGGACUGGUUAGUGCUGCGUCAGGCGGAGGUGUUUGUUUUCGGGGUUGGAUUUUACUCUGCUACCUCUUCAAUAGAAUUUCACCAAAAAAAUGGCUGAUCCUGAGUUGGAAGCUAUCCGGCAACGUAGAAUGCAAGAGCUAAUGGGGCAACGUGACCUUGGAAAUGAACAGAACUCAGAGCAGCAGAAAGCACAGGAAGAGGCCAAAAGGGAAGCGGAAGAACAGAGGCAAAUGAUGCUUAGUCAGAUUUUAUCCGCUGAUGCACGAGAGAGGCUUGCUCGGAUUGCUUUGGUGAAACCCGAGAAGGCACGUGGGGUCGAGGAUGUUAUUUUGAGAUCUGCUCAAAUGGGUCAGAUAGUUGAGAAGGUGUCUGAAGAGAAGCUUAUAUCAUUGCUGGAGCAGAUUAACAGCCAGACGUCUAAACAAACCAAAGUAACGAUCCAGAGGCGUCGAAGUGUUCUUGAGGAUGAUGAUUAGCUCCCAAGUGGCCAAGCGUAUAUUGAUACUCAGUACUAAAUAUCGGAUACCUGUACCAGACAUUUUCAGGUAGUUUGCUCCAUGUGAUGGAGAGGGCCUUCGCAUGCCCAGACUUGUUUCUUCUCUGCAGGCAGAAAGUUUGAUUCUUCUUUUUUGCUUAUGUAUCUAAACACUGUAUAAUUGGUAUAGUUGAGAUGUCUUGCAGGUGCAGUUAUGAAUGAUAACAUAGUAAUGUAAUUAUCCCGGACAUGAAUGGCCUGUGUGUCGAUCCACCAACAAAUUUAAAACUGGCAAAAAGUUCUCUUGUUGAGUAA